Molecule: messenger RNA, 1119 nt
Organism: Tetrahymena thermophila SB210
Lineage: Eukaryota; Ciliophora; Oligohymenophorea; Hymenostomatida; Tetrahymenidae
Product: FAD/FMN-binding family oxidoreductase
Exons: 3
Molecular function (GO): FMN binding; oxidoreductase activity
Source: RefSeq, a predicted model, not a curated record
AUGAAUAGCACUAAGACUUUGCAUGACUCUGUUCAACUAGGUGAACUAAAGCUCUAAAAUAGAUUUGUUGUAGCUCCUUUGACUAGAUAAAGAGCUGAUAAAGAUUCUUUUAUCCCAAACGAUGUAAUGAAAGAAUAUUAUACUUAAAGAGCAUCUUUCGGUCUGAUUAUUACAGAAUGCUCCUAAGUUUCUAAGUUGUCUGAUGUUUUUUAUUGGAGUGGUGGAAUAUACAGCAAAGAAUAAGCUUUAGGUUGGAAAAAGGUAGUUGAUUCAGUUCAUGAAAAAGGCGGAUUAAUCAUGCUCUAAAUUUGGCAUUGUGGAAGAUCUGCAAAUAUAAGCUAAUUAGGUGGAAAGCAACCUAUUGCUCCAUCUCCUAUAGCUAUUAACUAUAAAAGCAGAGCAACUGGAGAAGACUAUCCUGUACCUCAUGAGCUCACAAUUGAAGAAAUUAAAGAAGUCGUCUAAUAAUUUAAGCAAGGAGCAAUUUAUGCUAAAGAAGCAGGAUUUGAUGGAAUCGAAUUGCAUGGAGCAAAUGGUUAUUUGGUUGAUUAAUUUUUGAGAGAUGGCUCAAAUAAGCGUACUGAUAUUUAUGGAGGAAGUCCUGAAAACAGAUCUAGAUUCUGCCUAGAAGUUAUAGAUGCUCUAGCUGAAGUUUUUGGCUAUGGUCGCACAGCAUUAAGAAUAUCCCCAACUGGUAGAUUUAAUGAUAUGUAUGACUCAGAUCCAGUAGGACUACUCAGUUAUUUACUUCCUGAAUUAGAUAAAAGAAAUCUUGCUUUUGUUGAGUUCAAGAGGCAUGGAGCUCUUGAAAAUAGAGCUGUAGUUUAUCCAGAUAGAAAAACUCCUUAGGAAUAAAUGCCAGAUUUCUUCAGAAUAAUUAGAAAAUUAUAUAAAGGAAAUAUAAUUGCAAAUGAUAAUCUUUCGAUUGAAGAAGCUUAAGAAUUAGUUUAAGAAGAGGUUGCUCAAGCUUGCUCUUUUGGAUAUAAAUCAAUCAAUAAUCCUGAUCUACCACUCAGAGUCAAAAAUGGCUGGAAGUUAAAUGAAAAUCUUGAUAGAGAUACUCUUUUUACUUAAGGUCCUAAGGGUUAUACAGAUUAUCCAUUCCAUAAUUAAGAGUGA